ACAUGGAAAGCUGCAACAGGCUAUCGCUUCGCACAAUCUCCACAUUUUUGCUUUUUAUUCAAAUCAGUUUUAAUCAAUGCGGUGGAAAAACAGCUGAAGAAUGGAAAGGAAGGAUAAUAUAUCAGCUCCUGACGGAUCGGUUUGCCCCCUCUGGAGAUUUACCGCCCGAUAAAUGUGGUGAUUUAAGUAACUACUGCGGUGGCACGUUCAAAGGCAUUGAAAAGCACCUGGACUACAUAACGGGCCUGGGCGCUAAUGCUAUAUGGAUCUCACCUAUUGUGCAAAAUACCGAUAAAGGUUACCAUGGUUACUGGGCUCAGAACAUAUUUGAAAUAAAUCCGCACUUUGGAAGCCGAGAUGAUCUGAAAUCUCUAGUAACAGCUUGUCACGAGAGAGGAGUCUGGGUAAUGCUUGACCUUGUGGCCAACCACAUGGGUUACCCACCUGAAGCUAGUUUUAAUGAUCUUAUUCCUUUUAAUGAAUCUAGUCAUUACCACCCCAAACAUCCUUACAUAAAAUGGCCUCAAGAAUGUAAAGACCAGUGGAAGAUCGAGAACUACUGGCUGGCUGGCCUACCUGAUCUUGACCAAAAUAAUCCAUUUGUGGCCAAAACGCUCCUCGAAUGGAUUCAAGGUUUAACUGACGAGUUUGGCUUUGACGGUUAUCGCCUGGACACUGCCAUACAGGUUCCAAAGGCAUUCUGGGCAGAGUUUCGUAAAGCUGGAGGAGCGUUUAUGAUCGGGGAGGCAAAUAAUGGUCCUCCACCCUGUGGAUCUAUGGAUUAUGUGGCGGAAUACCAAGGAUAUAUUGACUCUGUGCUAGCUUAUCCAAUGUACUGGACCCUACGGAAAAUCUUCCAGGAAAAAUCAAAAGAUUUUACUGCCCUUAGUGCUGCUGUGAAGAGUUCCUAUACAAUUUACAAGGACAGAUCAGUCUUUGGAGGCUUUCUGGAUAACCACGACAAUCAAAGAUUCUUGAAUCUUAACCCAAGUCACACAUCACUGAAGAACGCUCUUGCAUUUGUGAUGAUGGGGGACUGGAUCCCAAUAGUGUACUACGGAACUGAACAAGGAUUUAACGGUGGCUCCGACCCAAAGAACCGUGAAUCUCUUUGGCCUUAUAUGUCCACCGCAAACCCACUGUACAAGUUUAUUCAGACACUUGCACAAUUCAGAAGAUCUCUUGGAAAUGAAUGGAUACACGAAAAACAGAUGGAGAGACACGUCCAGACUGAUGCUUACGCCUUCUCCAAAGGAAGCGCACUUAUUGUCAUAACCAACCUUGAUACAUCCAUUAAUAUUUCGAUCAGGGAUACCCCAUACCAACCGGGGGAUACUCUCGGAAAUAUUUUAAAUCCCUCGGAAACUUUAACUGUUUCUUCCGAUGGUUCCCUGUCGGUAACAUUAAGCUCGGGCCAGCCCCUUGUUCUUUACAAGAAAUAAACGCGGUUGGGUUGUGAGCGCUUAAGGACCUUGAUACCCAUAAAAUCAUUCAUUGUUACUGCUAAUUUCCCUUCAUAAAAAUUUUGGUUUAUUUCUGUUAAGCGAGAUUAAUCAAGCUAGUUUUUUUCAUUUUCUUCGAUUAGCCAAGGUCAUUGAGAUUUGGAAUAUAUUUGGUAACAAGAAAUGCAAGCUUGAAUUUGACGACAGGAAAUGAGAUUUUAAAGUUUAUUGCGCAAAAUAUGAUUUAUGUUUCACAGAUCACUUAUUAUUGUAACAGUGAUAAAUUUCAGUCUAUUUCGAUGUAAAAAGCUAAAUCGAGGGUGGCUUUUUUCUUCCAAUCCUUUGCUUAGUGGUAACUUUUUUUAUAAUCACAUCACUUAUAGACAAGCGAUCAUUGUAGAGGAGAUCUUGGCCAAAAUACAGAAUUGACACUUUUAGAUCUUUGAACAAUGAAUAUCUGUAGGGUGUUUAAACAAUUGAGACUAUCGGUUUACCGGUAUGAAAACUGAGGCGCGAAAGAAGGUUGAAGAACACGCUUGUAAUCGCCAGAGAGUGUACCCAUUGAUCUAAUAAAAUAGUUAAGGACUUCGCCAGUUCCCAGAGCUUUUCCUUUUGGUCAUAAUGCGCUGUCAACUUGAAUUAACCACAUAGUUGUUUCCGUAGACUUAAUUUGUUUUCGUAUUUCCCAUCUAUUUAUUCAUCAGUAGUUUUAAUUGUGUGAAUUUCCUAUUCUUUUACUGAUUAUCCUGGCCCGCCUCGAUUAGCACUGCUAUCUGCGGAGCCAGGGGAAUAAGGAUUUAUUGUUAUUGUUAUUGUUAAAUAAACGUGUAAACGCGUAACGUGU
Molecule: messenger RNA, 2286 nt
Organism: Stylophora pistillata
Lineage: Eukaryota; Metazoa; Cnidaria; Anthozoa; Scleractinia; Pocilloporidae
Biological process (GO): carbohydrate catabolic process
Molecular function (GO): alpha-amylase activity; calcium ion binding
Source: RefSeq, a predicted model, not a curated record